Messenger RNA from Penicillium angulare, 1701 nucleotides. Its product is annotated as flavin-containing monooxygenase. Gene Ontology annotation, molecular function: N,N-dimethylaniline monooxygenase activity; flavin adenine dinucleotide binding; NADP binding. The transcript has a single exon. The record is from RefSeq and is a predicted model, not a curated record. NCBI's taxonomy places the organism in Eukaryota, Fungi, Ascomycota, Eurotiomycetes, Eurotiales, Aspergillaceae. The coding region runs from base 1 to 1701 and encodes 566 amino acids.
AUGGGUUCUACUCAAGUCGACCAUUAUGAUGUCCUCAUCAUAGGCGCUGGUCUUUCCGGCAUCUGCAGUCUAUAUCAUCUACGAAAGCGCUUCCCCACCUGGCGUAUUCGCGUUCUUGAAGCAGCCGAAAGUGUUGGCGGUACCUGGAAUUGGAACCGUUAUCCAGGCGCUCGAGUUGAUUCAGAAUCUUUAUCCUACGCUUUCUCAUUCGACAAAGAGCUCAUAAAUGAAUGGCAUUGGAAGGAGACAUUCGCGCCCCAGUCGGAGAUCCUGCAAUAUAUCGAACGGGUCGCUGAGAAGCACGAUCUUCAUAAGGACAUCAAGUUCAAUACUAGAAUCAAGUCUGCCCAUUGGCAGAAUUUUAACCGGUCCUGGCUGUUUACCGACGAGAGUGCCACGCAGUAUGAGGCGGGCUUUUUUGUGAGCUGUAUGGGCUUCCUAUCGACACCCAGCUUACCCGCAAUUCCUGGUAUCGAAUCAUUCGAAGGUCAAGCAUUUCAUACUUCUCGAUGGCCCAAGAACCUUGAUAUCAGUCGAGACUUCGCCAAUAAACGCAUUGGCGUUAUCGGAACAGGUGCGACAGGCAUUCAAACUAUAACCACCGUAUCAAAGGAGCCAAGCGUCAAAUCGGUGACUGUCUUCCAACGAACUCCAAACUGGUCAGCACCCCUCCGCAACGAAAAUAUUAGUCUCAAAAAAAUGAAGGACCACCAGAAGAAUUAUGACAAGAUCUUUGAUCUUUGCUCGAGGACUCCUGGCUGCUUUAUGCACCCAGCGGAUCCACGCAACUCUCUUGAUGUGACGGAGGAGGAGCGACUAGCACUAUGGGAGGAAUUAUAUGCAAAGCCAGGAUUCUCAAAAUGGCUUGGCGUUUUCAGCGACACGUACACGAAUCGAGAAGCCAACAAACUCUACUCCGAUUUCAUGGGUGGCAAGAUUCGCGCGCGCAUUAACGAUCCAGAAGUGGCGGAUAGUUUGAUCCCGAAAAAUCAUGGAUUUGGGACCCGACGCAUUCCUUUGGAGUCUGGGUAUUUUGAAACUUAUAACCGAUCCAACGUGCAUCUUGUCGAUAUGCAAAAAACACCAGUGGAAAAGAUCACGGAUACCGGAAUCACACUUACCAAUGGCACACACCAUGAGCUUGACGUUUUGAUAUAUGCAACUGGAUUUGAUGCUAUUACCGGUGCUUUUAGCUCUAUCGAAUGGCAUGGUAAGAAUGGCAGACCUUUACUAGGUAGCAGUGACACCGAAGAAGGUAGAAUGGCGGUUUGGCUUGAUCACCGACCGCGAACCUAUCUGGGUCUGACGAUCAACUCGAUGCCAAACAUGUUCACUGUUCUUGGGCCACAUCAGCCAUUCGGUAAUGCGCCGCGAACGAUUGAGCAUGCUGUCACUGUUGUUUCCGACCUGCUGCAAUAUUGUAAAGACAAUGACUAUACCUAUGUUGAGCCAACACCAGAUGCUGUUGAGAGAUGGACUGAACAUGUGGUUGAAUGCAGCAAGGGGCAUCUCUCAAAUGAAGUUGACAGUUGGAUGACGGGCGUGAACAAGAAUGUCAAGUGUAAAAUGGUUCGUAGCGUUGCAAGGUACUCUGGACACGCUGCUGAGUAUCGACGGAGGUGUGCUGAGUGUAAACAGAAUGGCUGGGCAGGAUUGACAUUUGCCCAAACUCCUCAAAUUGCUAGACUGUCUGUUUUAUAA